Messenger RNA from Mytilus californianus (California mussel), 1359 nucleotides. Its product is annotated as myb/SANT-like DNA-binding domain-containing protein 4. NCBI's taxonomy places the organism in Eukaryota, Metazoa, Mollusca, Bivalvia, Mytilida, Mytilidae. The record is from RefSeq and is a predicted model, not a curated record. Bases 475 to 1248 code for a protein of 257 amino acids. Gene Ontology annotation, cellular component: nucleus. The transcript has 2 exons.
CGUGUCAAUGAAAGUAUCCUAAGACAUGUCCUAAGAUAUGUCUUAGGACAUUGUUUAGGAUGGUCUUAGGACGUGUCUGAGACAUGUCUUAGGAUGUAAAACAAAGCUAUCUUAGGACAGUCCUAACUACGAUGGUCCUAAGACCAUCCUAACAUAUUUAUUUAAUUAAUAAAAUAUGAAGUGAAUGAAAUGAAAUAUUUUUAUGCAUUUCUGUAUAUAUUUAAAGGUUUUUUGUUGGUGUUUUUUUAGGGGGGAGGGGUCUCAUCUGUAAUGAAAAAAAAACACAAAAUAAAGGUUUUAACAUAUAAUAAUAGAAACAUAAUAUAAACUGUUAAAAUGAAAGAAUAAAAUUCUUUAAACGAUUAAAUUAAUUGUCUCAAAACUUUUUAGAGGCUAUUGUCGUGCUGCAAUUUAACUAUAUAAACUAGUUUUGUACUUAGGUCCACUCGAUUUCAAUUCGUAUACUGAAUCAACAUGAGCAAGAAAAGAUCUCCAAAUUUUUCCGAAAUCGAAAUUCAAAUUAUGCUGGCCGAAGUUGAAAAACAUAAAGGAAUACUAUUCAGCAAGCUGUCAAAUGUUGCCACAAAUAACAUUAAGAAGAAGACAUGGGAUGGUAUUUGUACAAAGAUGAAUUCUUCAAAUACCCACCACCAAAGAACAGUUGAAGAAAUUCAAAAGAAAUGGACAACAUAUAUGAGCAACGCCAAAAAGAAAGUGGCACACAAUAGACGAGAGGCAAGAAAGACAGGCGGAGGUCCUCCCCCAGAAGACAUUUCCUCCAUGGAAGAUCAGGUAGUAGGAAUUAUUGGAGACACGCCUAUAGAUGGAAUAGACGGAGGAAUAGAUACAGCCUCUUUUAAAGAAACGUCGACGGAUUUGUCGAUGCCGUCAUGUUCAUCUUCAAGAAGGAGCUCCUACUCUUCAUCAGAUGAAUCAGGUAAUUUAACCAUCAAUCAGCCGGCUAGUAAUAGAACUACGCCAACCAGAAAUAUUACCACCACUGCUUCGACCAUGGACGAUAGUGAUUCUCAGCAGCUGAUUCAAAUUGAGAGAGGAAGGUUGAAUAUUGAAAAGGAAAGACUGCAGGUAGAAAAGGAUACACUGAAAUUGAAAGAAGAAAAGAUGAGGCUGCUGAAGGAGAGACUUACCGUUGAAAAGGAAAGACUUCGCGUAGAAAAAGAUAAGCUAUCUGUUGACCGCCAACGCCUUCAGCUGGAACAGGCCAAAGAACAGUUGCGUUUGGCCUAACUUGGUAUCAGUUUGCAUAUUCCAGAAAACUCAGAUCGAGCCAGUGAUCACGAGUGAUACAUUGCUAUUUCUAUCAUAUUGAUUAAAUAUACUUUUUGUCAUAGUUCAAUU